AUGAUUUCACCACGCAUUGGAACCAUGAACCGGAAACGGGGUGAUGUGCUGAUACAUGACUCCCGACCUGAACAGCCCCGCUGCUUCUCGUCCUUUGGCUCAGGGCUACAGAGCAGAGCAAGAAGGGCACCUGAAAUGCGUGGACGGUAUUCUCAAGGCCUUGCUCUUCCCCAGCUAUGUUGUCGUCCUGCGCGUCUUGCCAGAAGCCUGCCUUCGUCGAACCGGUUUCCUCAGACUUUCUGCGAGAUCCUAUACGGAACAACAUGUUGUGGUUUCUCUUGCUGGCCUGCGAAAGAUGAUGACCCCGAGGAAGCCACCUUCCUCGACGAUAUAUCAGAUCAUCAAAUGAUAUCCUGGCCGAUAACCAAGGUUAUUUCCCAGCCGCCGUCUCGACUAUGUUGA
This is a messenger RNA of Aspergillus calidoustus, 402 nucleotides long. NCBI's taxonomy places the organism in Eukaryota, Fungi, Ascomycota, Eurotiomycetes, Eurotiales, Aspergillaceae. The record is from the annotation of a GenBank genome assembly.